GUAGGCGAGUUGGCUUUAAAUAGAAAUAAAAAUUGUAGGUUAUAUGUUUGUCUCUAGAAUGAAAGACGGAGGAGAGCAGUGUGGGAGAGGAAUCUGAAAAUGCUCGAACGGCGAUGAAUGCUGUUGGUGACCUGGUGAGGGCGGCUGGGGUUCCUGAACCUUUUGUUCUUUCUCUCUUUGGUACUUUGCCAAAGAAUUCUCAUCCUUGUCAACAUUCUGCUUUCUUUUCCUUGAAGACCAGUGAAGAAUUCAGAGACGUGAUGAAUGACCUUAAAAUCCAGAAGGACACAGAUGGGCAAGUGUUUGAAAUACCCUUCUUUGCUGAUCUCAUUGUACCUGUGGACAGGAGACAGACAGCCGGGGGUCAGUGUGCUUCUGGCUGGGCUUUUAGGGAAGCCAGUGCCCUCGAAGGACACAGGUUCCAGAAAACAGGCCAAAUUUUGUCACUGAGUGAGUGGAACCUGCUGGACAGUUCUUGGUCUCAAGGCAGUGAGGGCUGCCACGGUGGCCUGAUGAAUUACGCCUUCCAGCAUGUUCCGAACAACAGAGGCCUGGACUCAGAGGAAUCCUAUCCAUAUCGUCCAGGGGAGGUGGAUGGUCGUGAUCAAGUCUCUUCCCCUUUCCCUCUGCAAGGACGGACCCUGCGCACACAGACCCAGCGUCCUGCUGCCAGCGCCACUGGCCGGUGAGCGUGCCUCACAGGAGGAGUCCCUUGUGCUGGUGGUGGCAGCUGUGGGGCCCUUCUCUGCUGCUCUCCGUGCAAGCCUGGACAACUUCCGGUUCUAUAAAGAGGGUAAGCAUCUGUCUGUGGAGAAAUAUAGGUAGAAAAAUUGGAAAACCGCCCUAAGAUACAGCAGGAGUGACACU
Messenger RNA from Lutra lutra (Eurasian river otter), 867 nucleotides. Its product is annotated as procathepsin L-like. Gene Ontology annotation, molecular function: cysteine-type endopeptidase activity. Gene Ontology annotation, biological process: immune response. The record is from RefSeq and is a predicted model, not a curated record. Gene Ontology annotation, cellular component: lysosome. NCBI's taxonomy places the organism in Eukaryota, Metazoa, Chordata, Mammalia, Carnivora, Mustelidae. Bases 114 to 689 code for a protein of 191 amino acids. The transcript has 3 exons.